GCUCCCUGUGUGCUCGCUUACGCCUUGGGUCAUUUUGCCCUCUUUAGUGUUCUGUUUGUUGCUUCGUUUAACUUUUCCUUUGGCUUGGGUUUUUGUGGUUUUCGAGUGUCAUUAAGGCGCCUUUUGUUUAAGCAUUUUUUUGUAAUGAGAUUACUUUUAGUUCUUCCGUGCCUCCUUGCCAUUUUUCAAAUAGCGCUCGCAACAGAGGAAAGAGCUAUCCCCCGGAAUCUAGGGACCUUCACGGGAGAUGCUGGUUGUGGUCUUACAACAGGCCUGGUUACCUUAGUCAGCGGGAAGACCGUUUUAAUCCAAGAUCUUAGAUAUAAUAGAGGGGACAGUGUUGCCAGAUGGGCUUUAAGCGACACCUUUAAAGUUUCUAGUAUAUCAGCUCCACGGGUGAAAGAGCUUAGAAACCCAGUAAGCGGUCGACAUGAUAACGACGUUACCAUAAGAAGCCGAAAUUCGCUAUUUACCACUUAUCAAUACCUAAUUUUCAUCUGUGAAUCUGAGAAGAAAAGUGAUUUUGCUUACCUUUCCCUAAAAGGUAAAUCCGUGAAUUUCGAACCUAGCGAACUCCAACCUCGAAAGCUGGAAGGAUUUGCUGUAAGUAACAGCACCGUUUUUAAAAUUGGAUUUGUGACACUAAUCAACAAGAACAGAAUUGUAAUAGAAGACUUUCACGUUGAGGGCACCUUAGACCCCUCUGUUCACUGGAUCCUUACUAACUCCUCUAAAGUAUUAGAAAAAAACGUGCUUGACUGGAGUAAAAAUGAUUUUAAGAUAACUGAUGGUAUAAAAAAUGUUGAAAGAGACGGAGACAUAAUUGUAAAAAGUAGUGAAGGUUAUUUUCAAGAGGCUCAAUACCUGGCUUUAUACUCUAUAAUUGAGAAAAAAGUCUUGGUUUACAUUGAACUGCAAAGUAAUUCCAAAAAAGGGAAUUCGCCAUUAUGGUCGCUGAAGGGGAUGUUGCUUACUAAGGUUUGUGUUGUCUUGCUUGCACUUCUACCUGUUCUGCUUUCUAGUUAAAAGAAUGUUACCAAUAAACUAUAUUGUCACUCUGGUUAA
Zophobas morio is the source of this 1065-nucleotide messenger RNA. RefSeq lists its product as uncharacterized. NCBI's taxonomy places the organism in Eukaryota, Metazoa, Arthropoda, Insecta, Coleoptera, Tenebrionidae. Bases 145 to 1026 code for a protein of 293 amino acids. The record is from RefSeq and is a predicted model, not a curated record. The transcript has 2 exons.